AUGGCGAACAGAGAGCUGGAGCACGAAAUCAAAGAAGCGUGGAAGGCACUGGACAAGGACAAAGAUGGCGUCAUUUCAGCAUCUGAUCUUCGUCACGUGCUCACCACUGUCGGAGAGAAGCUGACGGAAGAGGAGAUCGUGGCGUUGCUGCAGGAGGCCGACGCUGACAAGAACGGCAAGAUCAAGUUCGAUCACUUCCUCCAGGUCAUGCUCGCCAAGUGA
Molecule: messenger RNA, 222 nt
Organism: Acanthamoeba castellanii str. Neff
Lineage: Eukaryota; Discosea; Longamoebia; Acanthamoebidae
Product: calmodulin, putative
Exons: 3
Coding region: 1-222 (73 amino acids)
Molecular function (GO): enzyme regulator activity; calcium ion binding
Source: RefSeq, a predicted model, not a curated record